GCUGAAAGCCUUAAUUAUACGCCCCCUCUGCACCUAAAACUACACUCUGUCCCAUCCCAUCUUUUCCUCAAAAGCACUUUUAAUUUCCAGCUUCUACUUCUCUCUCAGUUUCAAGCUGUUUUCUAAAGUCAAAGCUCGAAGCUUUAAGGGCAUGGCGGGCGGAGUUUCGGUGUCUUCAGUCACCUUAACUAACAGUUUCGAACGAAAAACUCCGUUUUCUGGAAAACCCAUCUCAGAAACGAGCCCCUCUUUGCUUUUAGCUUCUUCAUCAAUUCACUUCAACAGGAAGAGAUGGAAGAGCAUGCGCUCAGUCAUGGAGAAGAAAGCGGAGAAUGAUCAUGCAAAAGUUAAGGACGACAUGACUGUGACUAAAGCCUUGGAAGACACGGAGAAGUUGAAUAUUAUAACACUGCGUGCGUCGGAGAGAUUGGAGACGAAGAGAUCAGAGAGGUAUACUUACCUUGUUGCUGCAAUCAUGUCAAGCCUUGGAGUCACUUCAGCUGCUGCCAUGGCUGUUUACUAUAGAUUUUAUUGGCAAACAGAGGUUGGUGAAUAUCUUCUUCCUGAAAUGUUUGGAACAUUUUCUCUCUCUGUGGGAUCUGCUGUGGGGAUGGAGUUUUGGGCAAGGUGGGCUCAUAGAGCUCUGUGGCAUGCUUCACUGUGGCAGAUGCAUGAGUCUCACCACCGGCCCCGGGAUGGUCCUUUUGAGUUGAACGAUGUAUUUGCAAUAACCAAUGCUGUUCCUGCUAUUGCCCUUCUUUCUUAUGGUUUGUUUAACAAGGGUCUAUUUCCAGGACUCUGUUUUGGUGCUGGUUUAGGAAUCACAACAUUUGGGAUGGCCUACAUGUUUGUGCACGAUGGACUUGUCCACCGUCGAUUUCCGGUAGGGCCAAUCGCAGAUGUUCCUUAUUUACGAAAAGUUGCUGCAGCCCACCAGCUUCAUCACUCAUGCAUCUUCAAUGGAGUCCCAUAUGGGUUGUUCUUGGGACCUAAGGAAAUAAAGGAAGUUGGGGGCAUGGAAGAAUUGGAAAAGGAAGUCCAGCGCAUGGCUAGGAAAUCCAACAGUUGAUAAUAUUGUUUCUUUCUGCUUGCUUAUUGCUUCGAUUUGUCAAAGUCCUUGAGAAAAAUUAAGAGAGGGAAGAGUGAGGGACUUCUUCAAAAAUCACAAAGAGCAGACGUGCAAGCAAGUGCUUAUGGCUUAAGGACAAUGUUGAGGUAUUAUAGUGAGACAAGCAAAAUAGGAAUUUAGGAAACUUCACCCCUGCCAUCAAAUUGUCUACAACUCCUUAAACUGUAAUCACUAUCCAUUUAUAUGGAACUAGCUUGGUUGGGACUCAAGUGCCUCUUAAACUUCAUCUAUGCCAUCAAAUUGGUUACAUGCA
This is a messenger RNA of Pyrus x bretschneideri (Chinese white pear), 1382 nucleotides long. Its product is annotated as beta-carotene hydroxylase 2, chloroplastic. The transcript is spliced from 7 exons. The coding region runs from base 152 to 1069 and encodes 305 amino acids. The record is from RefSeq and is a predicted model, not a curated record. Gene Ontology annotation, molecular function: beta-carotene 3-hydroxylase activity; iron ion binding. NCBI's taxonomy places the organism in Eukaryota, Viridiplantae, Streptophyta, Magnoliopsida, Rosales, Rosaceae. Gene Ontology annotation, cellular component: chloroplast. Gene Ontology annotation, biological process: xanthophyll biosynthetic process; carotene metabolic process.